Molecule: messenger RNA, 3192 nt
Organism: Malania oleifera
Lineage: Eukaryota; Viridiplantae; Streptophyta; Magnoliopsida; Santalales; Ximeniaceae
Product: exocyst complex component SEC6
Exons: 27
Coding region: 661-2931 (756 amino acids)
Biological process (GO): exocyst localization; exocytosis
Cellular component (GO): exocyst
Molecular function (GO): SNARE binding
Source: RefSeq, a predicted model, not a curated record
CGUGGGUUAUUAUUACUUUCAUGUUACCGGCUCACGUCCCUCUUUUUCUCCCGCGCCCCUCAACGCCCUCGUGGAGAACCACCUCGUUCGCGAGCUUACACGUCGCACCGUCCCGGUCGCCACGGCAGCUUCUGGUCUUCCGUCUGCCCCAUCACCGUCUCCGGUCUCUCCCCUCUGGGUGAAAUCGUGAUAUUCUCUGGCACUAUCCAGACCCUCCUGCCAUCGCACAUCGAUCUCCGUAGAGUCUUGCUGUACCAACAGUCGAAUCAUCCUCGGAUCUUUUCUGACAAAAAAUAAAAAACGAGCAGAAAAAAACCGUUCCAGCUCUAGGCCCACCGCCGACGGAGAAGCCCUCGUCGUAGAAGACCGCUGGUCGUGGCAUUCACAGGUCUCUGUCUCUAAUUGUUUGCAACUAAUUCAUAUUGAAACUGAACUGUUUGGUGGAGAGUGAAGACAAUUGUCAAACCUGGUCCAGAGAAACAACCUUCGCGGAACCCACUCUCUUGCCUCUGAGAAAUACUGGUAAAUGAGUUUGAGAGAGAGAAUGAGGGUUGAAAACAUUCUGAACUGAGAAUGAACCACAGAUAGUUUGCACUUGCAAGAACUGUUCUAACUGGUGAUGCAUAUUUGGAGGUCUGAGAUUGGAGUGUAGCUGCCAAAAUGAUGGUUGAGGAUCUUGGCAUUGAAGCUAAAGAAGCGGCAGUUCGUGAGGUUGCCAAGUUGUUGCCACUACCAGAUCUCUUGCAAUCUAUUGCAUCAAUCAAGGCUGACUACAUUGCACGCCAACAGGCAAAUGAUGCACAACUUAGUACAAUGGUGGCAGAGCAGGUGGAGCAGGCACAGGCUGGCUUAGAAUCACUUUCUUUAUCUCAAAGGACAAUAACCCAGCUCCGCGAGAACUUCGUUUCUAUUGAGAAGUUAUGUCAAGAAUGCCAAAAUUUGAUUGAAAACCAUGAUCAAAUAAAACUCCUGAGCAAUGCAAGGAAUAAUUUAAAUACAACUCUGAAGGAUGUGGAGGGAAUGAUGUCUAUUUCUGUUGAAGCAGCUGAGGCACGGGAUUCUUUGAGCGAUGAUAAAGAACUCAUUAAUACUUAUGAGAGAUUAUCAGCUCUUGAUGGGAAAAGGAGGUUUGCAUUAGCAGCCGCUGCAUCUCACAAAGAAGAGGUUGGCAGGUUAAGAGAAUAUUUUGAAGACGUGGAUCGCACUUGGGAGACAUUUGAGAAGACCUUAUGGGGCCAUAUUUCCAAUUUCUUUAAACUUUCUAAAGAAAGCCCACAAACUCUGGUUCGCGCUAUGAGGGUUGUUGAAAUGCAAGAGAUAUUUGAUCAACAACUUGCUGAGGAAGCAGCUGAAGCAGAGGGUGGUGGAGCCAUGGCAUCAAUCGCUAAUCCCCGCAGAACUGCCAAAAAAUCUACCAAUGCAACAGCUUCUUCUAGAAAUCUAACACAGCAAAAGCUAAAGGUUCAAGGGAAAGGCUAUAAGGACAAGUGCUAUGAGCAAAUAAGGAAGUCCGUUGAGGGACGGUUUAACAAGCUUUUGACCGAGCUUGUCUUUGAGGACCUGAAAGCAGCUUUGGAGGAAGCUCGAAUGAUCGGUGAAGAGCUUGGCGAUAUAUAUGAUUACGUGGCUCCUUGUUUUCCUCCAAGAUAUGAAAUAUUCCAACUCAUGGUAAAUCUAUACACUGAGAGGUUCAUUCAGAUGCUUAGACUACUCAGUGACAGGGGAAGUGCACUAUCAAAUAUAGAGAUUCUAAAGGUAACUGGGUGGGUUGUUGAAUACCAAGAUAAUCUGAUUGGACUCGGUGUUGACGAGUCUUUGGCUCAAGUUUGUUCUGAGAGUGGUGCGAUGGAUCCCCUCAUGAAUGCAUAUGUUGAAAGAAUGCAAGCGACGACCAGGAAAUGGUAUCUAAAUAUUCUGGAGGCUGAUAAAGUACAGCCACCAAAGAAAACAGACGAUGGAAAGCUAUAUACACCUGCUGCUGUUGACUUAUUUAGGAUCCUCGGAGAGCAAGUGCAAAUUGUUCGGGAUAAUAGCACUGAUGUAAUGCUCUACAGAAUUGCUUUGGCUAUUAUUCAGGUAAUGAUUGAUUUUCAAGCAGCUGAAAGGCAGAGACUCGAAGAACCUGCAUCUGAAAUUGGUCUAGAACCUUUAUGUGCAAUGAUCAACAAUAAUCUACGCUGCUAUGAUCUUGCAACUGAGCUUAGUAAUAGCACACUAGAAGCUCUUCCACGGAACUAUGCUGAGCAGGUAAAUUUUGAAGAUACUUGCAAAGGCUUUUUAGAGGUUGCAAAGGAAGCCGUGCAUCAAACUGUCAGUGUUAUAUUUGAAGACCCAGGAGUACAUGAGUUACUUGUAAAGCUUUACCAGAAAGAAUGGUGUGAAGGGCAGGUCACUGAAUACCUAGUCGCCACAUUUGGUGAUUAUUUUACAGAUGUGAAGAUGUACAUUGAAGAAAGAUCAUUUAGGAGAUUUGUUGAAGCUUGCCUGGAGGAAAGUGUGGUGGUUUAUGUUGAUCAUCUUCUCACACAGAGAAACUAUAUUAAGGAAGAAACAAUUGAACGAAUGAGGUUAGAUGAAGAGGUUCUCUUGGAUUUCUUCAGGGAGUACAUAAGUGUUUCUAAAGUUGAAACCAGGGUUAGAAUACUAAGCGAUUUGAGGGAGCUUGCUUCUGCUGAAAGCUUGGAUUCCUUCACGCUCGUCUACACGAAUAUACUUGAACAUCAACCCGAUUGUCCUCCAGAGGUGGUUGAGAAACUUGUGGGACUGCGAGAAGGCAUACCACGGAAGGAUGCUAAAGAGGUCGUGCAAGAAUGCAAAGAAAUAUAUGAGCAUUCUCUUGUUGAUGGAAACCCCCCGAAGGCAGGUUUUGUUUUUUCAAGGGUGAAAUCACUUUCGGCUUCCAAGGGAUAUCUAUGGCGAAAGCUGACUUAGAUCUGGUUGCUUGCACUUGAAGUUGAUAGGAAAAUGUGCUGGAGUCUUGCCACACUAGUGAGAUUUCUUCUUUUGCAGAGGAAAUUAAAUUUUCCUCUUUCCCAUUUUAAAUUGUAGAAAGUGUAUUAUUAUUUUUAUUAUUAUUCUCAUCAUUCUUUGUUGUUGCUUUGUUAAAAUUGAAGUCAGGCUGCCGUUCAUGUUUUGAAGUCAUUUGAUAUUUGGAACUCUUCAACUUGUCAAUAAGAUAUGCUAGUUCUGGUA